AUGCCUGAAGAUAAACAAAAGAAAAUAAAUCAAAAAUCUGAGAGGAGGAAGCAGAAAGUGGAGGCUAGAGGUGGCGGUGAGAAGCCUGAGCAUAUGGCACAGCCUUUUCAGCCUUCUCAGCCUUCCCAACACCCAGCCCAAUCCAGCGCUAGAAGCGACUCAGGUAGCGUCUUGAGCCAUUCUCAAGCCCUUCAGAAUACCUUGGACAGCCCUCUUAAGCACCUUCACAAAGCCCCGAUCCCUUCCGUCAAGCCUGAGCAUGUGCACCCCCAAAUAUCCAGAUUAGGCGCUCUUCUUUCAAACUUCUCUAUCGUAGGCGCUAAUGCUCGCACUUUGGCUCUUAUGAGCGCACUCAAACUCGUUAUUGGCUCCUACAAUACUCCUCCCGGCACCACGCUCUCUAGGAAUCUGCUAUCGGUGAUCUCACCCCAGAUCACCCACCUCGAGAGCUGCAGGCCAAAAUCCAUUUCGAACGGAAGUGCUAUCAGAUGGCUCAAGCUUCAGAUUGCUAACAUUGAUCCCGAUAUGGAUGACAAUGACGCACGUAACCACCUCUGUAUGCUCAUAGACUACUACGUCAGAGACAGAAUAACCCUCGCUGGCGACGAAAUUAUCAAGAACACGCUCACAAAACUUUCUUCAACCACUCACUCCAACAUCCUCGUCUAUGCCCGUUCUUCUAUCAUUGAAAAGACCUUGAUAGAAGCUAAAAAAGCUGGUAAACUGUUUUCUGUUACUCUUCUCGACGCCAAGCCCCUCAACGAAGGCAAAAAUCUACUGUCCACCUUAACAGAAGCAGGUAUUGAUUGCACUUACUCUCACUUGACAGCCCUGCAGUCUUUACUCCCUAACAUCUCAUUCGCUCUCCUCGGUGCACACGCCAUACUCGCAAAUGGUUCACUCUACUCUCGCGCUGGUAACGCUUCAGUUGCGCUGCUGUCUAAAUUACAUAAUGUUCCUGUGUACACACUCGCUGAAUCCUACAAAUUUGUCGACAGGGUCAUGCUCGAUUCUAUCACCACCAAUGAGCUCGCUCCGGAGGCUUUCAAGUUGGAUAUCCAAGGUCUCGGUCCAAACGUGAGAGAAGAGUCGCUGUUGUAUGAUGUCACACCCGCUAAGUUUAUCGAUGGUGUGAUAUCUGAAGUCGGCAUCCAUCCACCAACCUCUAUCCCUGCUCUCAUGUUCCGAGGAAGGGUGUAG
This is a messenger RNA of Wallemia ichthyophaga EXF-994, 1200 nucleotides long. RefSeq names its product putative translation initiation factor eIF-2B subunit delta. The transcript has 2 exons. Lineage: Eukaryota; Fungi; Basidiomycota; Wallemiomycetes; Wallemiales; Wallemiaceae. The record is from RefSeq and is a predicted model, not a curated record. The coding region runs from base 1 to 1200 and encodes 399 amino acids.